CCAGCUGAUGGCUGGCUGUAAAUACCUUUGGUUGUCAGGAAGUGAACUAGUGUGUGUGCCAACUGGAAAAUUAAGGGACAAAACACCUUCAAGCAAAAAUAACCGAAUGAAAUAAUCGUGCCUUUGAGGGUAUAGUAAUUAUAUUUUCAAGAAAACUGGAACGUAUCAGCUUUGGACAUGGAGAAGAAGCAUGGAAGGAGUCAACCAUGGGGGAAGUUAGUAAAAGUGGACACUCAGUCUGAAGUAUUGCUUGUCAACAGGGAAUGCACUGUCGGGCGAAGAAAAGGCUGUGAUCUUUCCUUUCCUGCUAACAAACUGGUCUCGGGGGAUCACUGUAAGAUAGUGCAAGAUAAGAGCUCAGGAUUGGUGUGGCUGGAGGACACAAGCACCAAUGGUACAGUGAUUAACAUGUCUAAGCUGGUGAAGAAGCAGAUUCAUAUGCUGCAGAAUGGAGACGUCAUCUACUUUGUAUACAGGAAAAACGAACCAGAGCAAAACCUUGCCUACAUGUAUCAGUCCAUAAAACCAGAGAGGACAUUCUCACAAGACACAAUUGGUGGUGCCACCAGAUGCUCAGUAAUGCAGCAGAAAGUCCAGACCUGCCCUGUUACAGCAGCAGUAUGUGUGUCUGUGGAGCCAUUCCUUGUUGGACCUCCACGGGAGCAGCAGGCCUUGGAUGAACCCCAGCCCUCCACCUCCUCCCACCUCCUCCACACAGUCUCCUCCUCUACAGCCUGUUCCUCUGCAGCCUCCCUCCUGCACACCUCUGCCUUAGACACACGACAGACUGAAGCCCAGAACCGAGUCACAAUGUUGUAUAAGGAGGGGGACAUGGAGCCAGAGAGAAAAAGGAGGAAAACUGACAGUGCUGACAAGGACUAUGAUUUUGGACUGCCACAUACUUCCAGUAUUGCUGUGGUUGGCCCCAGCCCAGCUAAGGUUUUUCUUAUCGGGGAUCUGUUUGGAAAAGCUGCUGUGGCUGUGACUGUGGAAGAAGCCAAGACUGACAAGAUGGAGGAGUCCCUAACCUGUAUCAUCUGUCAGGACCUACUUCAUGACUGUGUCAGCCUGCAGCCCUGUAUGCACACCUUCUGUGCUGCGUGUUACUCUGGCUGGAUGGAGCGCUCGUCUCUCUGCCCCACCUGUCGCUGCCCCGUAGAGAGGAUCCGCAAGAACCACAUCCUCAACAACCUGGUGGAGGCCUACCUUAUCCAACACCCGGAGAAGUGUCGCAGUGAGGAGGACCUGAAGAGCAUGGACAGCCGGAACAAGAUAACUCGGGACAUGCUGCAGCCAAAGAUUGAGCGUUCCUUCUCUGAUGAAGAGGGCAGCUCUGAUUAUCUCUUUGAGCUCUCCGACAACGACAGUGACACCUCCGAUAUCGGCCAGCCUGUUGUGAUGUGCAGACAGUGUCCAGGCUACAGGAAGGAGGUCAGCCAGGUACUGUGGGCCACGGGGCUAGCCCCUCUAGGACCAGCCCUACCAACUCUUCUAGGACCAGUCCUACCAGCCCCUCUAGGACCAGCCCCACCAGCUCUUCUAGGACUAGUCCUACCAGCCCCUCUAGGACCAGCCCCACCAGCUCUUCUAGGACCAGCCCCACCAGCUCUUCUAGGACUAGCCCCACCAGCUCUUCUAGGACCAGCCCCACCAGCUCUUCUAGGACCAGCUCCACCAACUCUUCUAGGACCAGCUCCACCAGCCCCUCUAGGACCAGCUCCACCAGCCCCUCUAGGACCAGCUCCACCAGCCCCUCUAGGACCAGCUCCACCAGCCCCUCUAGGACCAGCUCCACCAGCCCCUCUAGGACCAGCUCCACCAGCCCCUCUAGGACCAGCUCCACCAGCCCCUCUAGGACCAGCUCCACCAGCCCCUCUAGGACCAGCUCCACCAGCCCCUCUAGGACCAGCUCCACCAGCUCUUCUAGGACCAGCCCCACCAGCUCUUCUAGGACCAGUCCUACCAGCCCCUCUAGGACCAGGGGAAUUAUCAACAUGCUCUGAUGUCCCCACUACAGCUCCUCAGGAUUACACCUGUCCUCCUCUGGGCAGCCAUGUCAUCUGCACCUGCUGCCUGCAACCCAUGCCAGACCGCCGCGCAGAGCUCAUUGGCCAGCAACUCUCCGCUCAGCAAUGUGUGGCGUGCCUGCGGCCCUUCUGUCACAUGUACUGGGGCUGCCAGAGGAUCGGCUGUCAGGGCUGCCUCGCACGUUUCAGUGAACUCAACCUUACAGACAAAUGCCUGGACGGUGUUCUGAACAGCAAUAACUAUGAAUCAGAGAUCCUCCAGAGUUACUUGUCAGCCAGAGGAAUGUCGUGGAGGGACAUGCUACAGGAGGGUCUUCAGGGCCUGCAACAGGGAACCUUCUAUCUGUCUGAUUAUCGCAUCAACAGUAACGCCAUACUCUGUUUCUGCUGUGGCCUGCGAGCCUUCGGGGAGCUGGCCUACAAAUACAGACAGAACAUCCCUGCCUCGGCGCUUCCUGCUGUUGUGACGUCUCGGCCAGACUGUUAUUGGGGACGCAACUGCCGUACUCAAGUCAAGGCACACCAUGCCACGAAAUUCAACCACAUAUGUGAGCAGACCCGUUUCAAGAGCUGAAGAGCCUCGUAGGUGACCUGCUAUGCAAGGCUCUCCUGCGAACACUGGAGCGUACACAGACUUCCAAGGAUCUCCUGUAUUACUCUCAUAUGUACAGUGAUCAUUUUACUCCCUUAUUAAGCAGCGCCUUGCCGUGAGGAAAGGUAUCUCUUAGGUAAUAUAACUUGUAGUUCUCUCACAGGCUUUAUAGGCUUAUGUAUUUGAUGAUAUGCUGAAAUUACAAUCACACUCUUUUUGCUGGGUCAUGAUUAGCCAGCCUAGUGUUAUAGGUAUAGUAGGGGUGAGUGGGAUAAUGCUAUGCACUCCACACAGUAAGAGAGGAUUCCCCUAUAUGAUGAUGACAUACUUAUAUCUUAUGUGGAAUACGAUCAUCAUCGCCCUUCAUUCCAGUAUCAUGUCCUUUUGGGUGAGGGAUAUAUAAAAUAAAUCUACUGAAGACCGUUGGCAAUCAAAAUGGACUUUGGCCAUACAUGUGCUGUUACACAGGAUGCAAUGCCAUCUUUUGUGACAGUUUAAGGAUCAUAUUGAUGUUAGUAAGAUGUUGAUACUUUUCCUAUUUCCGUGUUUUCCUUUCUCUUAACUUGUGGUCUAGUACUUUAGAUAUCUUGGAGAAUUAUGUAUUUGAAUUAGAAUCUAGAGCUUCCUACUCAACUGCUUACUGUGGUGUUCUAAACAUCUAAGUAGUAUUCGUAUGUUGGUUAUAGAAACUUCCCCCCAAACAAACUAGGUUGAAGCACAGCUAUGUUAUCAAAAGACUUAUCCAUAUACAGACUUUGAGGUUUCUUGUGGUUCAUAUAUAUGGAUGACAGAUUCAGUGGCACCAUUUUGAAUUCAGACUGUUGCUGCUUCUGCAUAUUAAUAAGACUGCUAACUGAGAAGACAAGUGCUAUGGAAAGGGAGUUGUUCUUAGUUUUGGGAAAAGGGGGAAUUCUGCUAGUUUGAUGUGGAUUUCCCAACAAGGGCAAAAAGCCCUGUCAAAGCUGAGAAUAACAUGGUUCAACUAGAAUCAAUGGGAAAGUUAGUUAGGAUUUCAGUUCUUCCGGUAGGGAUAAGGGUUAUAUGUGGAAAUGUAGUUUUAUCUGAGGCUGGGAAAGGCAGGGGUAUUCAGUUAUAUGCUUUGCUCAGGGUAAUCAACAUAAAGCUGAUUUUAAAAUGGUGCAUUAGAGAAGCUUUCUCAGACCUAAACUAGUACUAACAGCCAAUGCAGUUUUUUUGUUAAAUGCACAAUGGUUUGCUAGAGUUUAGGGGGUGAAAUUGUUCCUCCUUGUUACAUUAUAUUAAGUUAGUGGUGUUGGCUAAAUAUAUUAAUUAAGCAAGCAACUUGAUCAUACGGGUUCGAUCAUACUUAUUAGUAUGAUUGAACCAGGUAGCCCAGUGGUCAGAGUGUUGGGCCAGUAACCGAAAGGUUGCUGGAUUGAAUCCCCGAGCUGACAAGGUAAAAAUCUGUCAUUCUGCCCCUGAACAAGACAGUUAACUCACUGUUCCCCGGUAGGCUGUCAUUGUAAAUAAGAAUUUUUCUUAACUGACUUGCCUAUUUAAAUAAAGGUUACAUUAAAAAAUAAAUAAUAAUGAAACAUUAA
This is a messenger RNA of Oncorhynchus nerka (sockeye salmon), 4181 nucleotides long. Its product is annotated as E3 ubiquitin-protein ligase CHFR-like. Bases 178 to 2601 code for a protein of 807 amino acids. The record is from RefSeq and is a predicted model, not a curated record. Gene Ontology annotation, cellular component: nucleus. Gene Ontology annotation, molecular function: protein binding; ubiquitin-protein transferase activity. Lineage: Eukaryota; Metazoa; Chordata; Actinopteri; Salmoniformes; Salmonidae. The transcript is spliced from 18 exons. Gene Ontology annotation, biological process: protein ubiquitination; mitotic cell cycle checkpoint signaling; ubiquitin-dependent protein catabolic process.